Molecule: messenger RNA, 1373 nt
Organism: Fulmarus glacialis (Northern fulmar)
Lineage: Eukaryota; Metazoa; Chordata; Aves; Procellariiformes; Procellariidae
Gene: SQOR
Product: sulfide quinone reductase-like (yeast)
Exons: 9
Coding region: 21-1373 (450 amino acids)
Cellular component (GO): mitochondrion
Molecular function (GO): sulfide:quinone oxidoreductase activity; FAD binding
Source: RefSeq, a predicted model, not a curated record
AGCUUUCCGCUUACUGAAAGAUGUCAGCAAUUGGAGUAGUGUCCUGCUGUUCCUGUCUCCGUCCUGGUGUAUGGCUGCUGAAACCAGGAAUGCAGAAGAUGAGCUCCUUCGGCUUACAUACAGCAGCCAGGUGUGCUGCCAAGGAUUAUUAUGAAGUACUUGUGUUGGGUGGAGGCGCUGGUGGAAUCACCAUGAGUGCUCGGAUGAAGAGGAAGGUGGGGGCAGGAAAUGUGGCUGUUGUUGAGCCAAGUAAGACUCAUUACUACCAGCCACUGUGGACCCUGGUUGGCGGUGGUGCAAAGCAGCUGGCAACUUCUGCACGUCCAACAGGAAGCGUAAUGCCUAAAGGUGUUGAGUGGAUCAAAUCUCAAGUUACAGCGUUGGAUCCAGAUAAGAACUGCGUCUGGCUGGAGAAUGAUAUCAAGAUAUCUUACAAGUAUCUGAUAAUUGCCCUUGGGAUUAGUCUGCAUUAUGAAAAGAUCAAAGGCUUGCCUGAGGGUUUUCAUCACCCCAAAAUAGGUUCCAAUUAUUCAGUUCAUACGGUAGAGAAAACAUGGAAAGCUUUACAAGAUUUCAAGGAAGGAAAUGCUAUCUUCACUUUUCCAAAUACUCCAGUGAAGUGUGCAGGGGCUCCUCAGAAGAUCAUGUAUUUAUCAGAGGCCUACUGGAGGAAAACAGGAAAACGUUCCAAAGCAAACAUAAUGUUCAACACUUCACUUGGUGUCAUUUUUGGUGUUAAGAAGUAUGCUGAUGCAUUGCUUGAAAUAAUAAAGGAGAGGAAUAUUGCUGUUAACUAUAAGCGCAACCUUGUAGAAGUUCGAGCAGACAAGCAGGAAGCUGUGUUUGAAAACUUGGACAAACCUGGAAUGACUGAAGUUCAUCAGUAUGAAAUGCUUCAUGUCACACCCCCAAUGGGGCCACCUGAUGUACUCAUCAACAGUCCUGUCUCGGAUGAAAUUGGCUGGGUGGAUGUAGAUAAGGAAACUCUACAACAUAAAAAGUAUCCUAAUGUAUUUGGUAUUGGAGACUGCACCAACCUUCCAACAUCAAAAACUGCUGCAGCUGUAGCUGCCCAGUCUGGAGUGCUUGAUAAAACUAUUUCCCUGGUAAUGAAGAACCAGUUGCCAACUAAAAAGUAUGAUGGAUAUACUUCCUGCCCACUAGUAACAGGCUACAACAAGGUGAUUCUAGCAGAAUUUGACUAUGACGCUCAGCCUUUGGAGACCUUUCCCAUUGACCAGAGUAAGGAGAGAGUAACCAUGUACCAUAUGAAAGCUGAUAUGAUGCCUUUUCUCUACUGGAAUGCACUACUUAAGGGAUACUGGGGAGGACCAGCUCCUGUCAGGAAGCUAAUGCAUCUGGGCUUGAAGUAA